Daphnia pulicaria is the source of this 1781-nucleotide messenger RNA. RefSeq lists its product as uncharacterized. Gene Ontology annotation, molecular function: ubiquitin protein ligase binding. Gene Ontology annotation, biological process: regulation of proteolysis; proteasome-mediated ubiquitin-dependent protein catabolic process. Gene Ontology annotation, cellular component: cytoplasm; nucleus. NCBI's taxonomy places the organism in Eukaryota, Metazoa, Arthropoda, Branchiopoda, Diplostraca, Daphniidae. The transcript is spliced from 3 exons. The coding region runs from base 289 to 1512 and encodes 407 amino acids. The record is from RefSeq and is a predicted model, not a curated record.
ACAACAAUGAUCAACAACAAAAGUCAAAAUGGCCAUCGCCCUGUCGGUGUAUCUCUAGUCUCAAUCACCUUUUGUAUCUCUUUAAACCUGUCAAUCAUCGUUCUUAGUUUUAAGUGAUCAGUAAAGUUUCCAAGAAACAAAAACACUUGCAAUAAAGAAGAUUCCUAAAAUCAACUUAAGAAAAAAUUUCAUCAUCAUACUGACAGGAAGAUUUUUCGUAGUUGUUUGUGAAUUGACCCAAACUGUUGAACCUGUUAAGAACAACUUAUUCAUCUCGUUACCAGUAACAUGGCAAAAUUUUCCACAGUCCAGGCAAGAGAAAUUCGAUGUGGGUUAUUCAACAUCAGAUGGGAAUUAAGAAAAGAUUUAAAGGAGAAAGGUUUCUGUCAAGAUUAUGUUAAACUUAAAGUAUACAAGUCAUCCUGGGUCUUUGACAUGGGUUUUGAAUAUUCUGUCGCACUUAAAAAAAGUAAGAAUUUAAACAAAAGUUUUACUGUCAAAGAUGUCAGCCAAGAAGAACUGGAAAACGACUCUGAAGAAGAAACGGAGGAAGAAGAAGUGGAGGAAGAAGAAGCAGAUGAAUACUCAGUUAAUGGAAAUGAACCAGGAGAUGAUUUUGAUGAAGAUGGCAGUGAAAUUGGUCAUGAAGGUAAUGAAGAAGAUAGCAACAAUGAAGGUGAACACGAUGCUAAAAAACCAGAAGACCAGACGGAUGAGAGUUCUUCCCAUCUCAACAAAACUGAAAUUUGCCCUAUGCAUAUGUGGAUCUACACCUCUGAAUCUGUAUCAGGAAUUGAAAAGCAACUUGUAAAAGAUGAUUUUGAUAAUGGAUGGAGAGUAGAUUGGUGUGACUCUAAAUUACCCGAAUUCAUCAAUCUGUGGAUAGAUUUCGGAACUGAGUCCCCAACAGAAAAGAAUGUCAUCAAAACAAUGAGUGGCCUCGCCAGUAUGUUUCACGAUCAACAUCGGUGUGAUGUCAAAUUCCGCUUCAAAGAUGAAAAAUCCAUUGAUGCACACAUCUUAAUUCUUUCAGUCGGCAGCCCGGUGUUUUCGGCCAUGUUCCAGUCGGGUUUCCUAGAGUCCCAAACGCGUGAAGUGACCAUCACUGAUAUUGAUUUGGAAAUAUUUCUGCAACUUCUCGACUACUUAUACACUGGCAGCGCACCCAAACUCGCAGAUGAAAACAUCACCCAAUUACUCUUCGAGGCUGCGGAUAAAUACUCCGUCGAAAACCUUAAAAGUGAUUGUCUCGAAGCUCUGCAGGAACGAGUCAGACUCGACAACGUCGUCAACUUAUUGGUUUGGUCUAACUUUCACUCAACAAAACCGCUUUUUGAUAUGGCGUUGGAUUUCAUCGUUAACAAUUUUCGCAAGCUCUUUGUCCAAGCCGACUUCGAGGACUUCUUGAAGAAUUAUCCGGAUUUGUGCUUGAUGGUCAUGAAACGUGUCGCUUCCCUUCCGUGCCAAUGCGACCAAGAUGAAACAAUGCCAUCUACAGAAUCGUCAUCUUAAUUUUACGUUUCACCCAAUUUACUCCAAUCUGGGGUUUAUCUAUGCCUACUCGAUCAUUCUGAAUGAAGUGAAAGGCUUUUCUUUUCCUUGUCUUAUUAGUUUCUAUCAAACAUUUCCUAACUUCUUUUGUUUUUCACGUUUUGCAGUAUCGUAAAACUUUUGUUAAUUUACUGAAAAGAUGGCAUCUUUCUCAAAUUUCUUGUUCCUGGUUCUGCUGCUCUUUUGCAUGUUUAAACAUAGCAAUAAAUCACCAUGGUUGACAUGUUAAA